GCUUUCAGAUGAAAUCUGCUUUUGACGAGGUACCAGAUGAAAAGAAGCCACAGUUCACUCUAGAUUCUACAAUGCGAUUCUCCUAUCAAUAUCCACAAACGAAGGAUGAGUUAAAAGCAAAUAUUAGUAAUAAAUACGGAUGCUAUAAGAACCUACGCCAGCCCGCGACUGGUAUUGUUCCCACCGCGGCCAACGAUCAGAUGAACAUGCGUACAUUUACCUCGUACGACCAGUUCUUUAACAGGCCGUACAAACCCGGUCAAGCCGAAAUAUAUGAAGCCGUAAGAACCGGCAAGAUGGAUGAAUAUAUGCGACUGGCAAACGAUAAAG
Molecule: messenger RNA, 330 nt
Organism: Anneissia japonica
Lineage: Eukaryota; Metazoa; Echinodermata; Crinoidea; Comatulida; Comatulidae
Exons: 2
Cellular component (GO): cytoplasm
Source: RefSeq, a predicted model, not a curated record